CGCGCCGCCGCUUCUACGCGCCACUGUAGCCGUCAUGGCGAGCUCUGCGGCCUCCGCUGCGCGGCCACCGAGGCCCAAGAAAGAGCCGCAGGCGCUCGUCAUCCCAAAGAAUGCGGCGGAGGAGCAGAAACUCAAGCUGGAGCGGCUCAUGAAGAACCCGGACAAAGCCGUUCCAAUUCCAGAAAAAAUGAGUGAAUGGGCACCUCGACCUCCCCCGGAGUUUGUCCGAGAUGUAAUGGGCUCCAGCGCGGGGGCUGGCAGCGGGGAGUUCCACGUGUACCGGCAUCUGCGGCGGCGAGAGUACCAGCGCCAGGACUACAUGGAUGCCAUGGCCGAGAAGCAAAAACUAGAUGCCGAGUUUCAGAAAAGGCUGGAGAAGAACAAGUUGGCUGCAGAGGAGCAGACGGCCAAGCGGCGGAAGAAGCGCCAGAAGUUAAAGGAGAAGAAAUUACUGGCCAAGAAAAAGAAGCUGGAGCAGAAGAAACAAGACGAGGGCUCUGGCCCGUCCCAGGCGCAGCCGCACAGCAGCUCCGAGGAGGCAUCAGGAUCGGAGGAGGAGGAGGAGGAGGAGGCACCCAGCUUCAUCAUGAGCCGAUGACCUCGUGUGGCUGAAAUUCCCCGUGUCUGGCCCCACUGCCCUCCCAGGAGGCCUGGUCCCACCCACUUCCUUCCCUGGCCUCCGGACACGUCCACGGGCCAUCCUGACAGCUGACAGCUCCCAGCCCUGCCCAACAGCAGUGGACAAGGCAGGCCAGCCCCAGACACUCGGCUCUGCCCCGCCAGCUCCCCGCUGCUCCUCGCUACCCGUGGGAGCCUCGGCUCUGACUGGCCUGAGUCAGGAGCAGAAGCUCGUGCUGACGUUAGUCCGGCCAAGGGGGCUGCAGGUACCCACUAGAGGAGCCCCGUGAGGAGGAGCCAAGGUGGGCGCUGGGAUGUGGCCCCAGCUGCCCCCAUCAGGAGCCCCAGUGUCCAGUCUGUGCCUUUGCUGCCUUGGGCUCUGUCCCCAGUCAGUGUGGUGACUUCCACGGAGCAGGAGGGAUGCCCAGGUUGGUGGUUUUCUGUGACGGGGAUCCAGGGCCUCGGGACCCUCCGGCACACUCCCACGCUCCAGUGACCCCGGCCCCGGGCGCCGGCCGCUGGUCUGUGCCCACUGUGCCCCGCCUCUCCCUGGAGGUGCAUGACUGGCCUGGCACGGCCAGAGGGACAGCGCAGGGGUUAAGGCAUUUUCCUUGCACAUGGCCAACCCCUGGUUCGCUCCCUGGCACCCCUUGUGGUUCCCUCAAGCCCUGCUGAGAGUGAUGUCUGUGCACAGAACUAGGCGCGGCCCAGAGCCCCAAAUAAAGUAAAACCUAGGUGUGGCCCAAAGCCCCAAAUAAAAGGUAAAAUGUUCCAA
Molecule: messenger RNA, 1393 nt
Organism: Sorex araneus (European shrew)
Lineage: Eukaryota; Metazoa; Chordata; Mammalia; Eulipotyphla; Soricidae
Gene: PRKRIP1
Product: PRKR interacting protein 1
Exons: 6
Coding region: 35-598 (187 amino acids)
Biological process (GO): negative regulation of protein kinase activity
Cellular component (GO): nucleolus
Molecular function (GO): double-stranded RNA binding; protein kinase inhibitor activity; protein kinase binding
Source: RefSeq, a predicted model, not a curated record